CCCCAAUCUUCUUCAUUUGUAUGUGUUCUCUCUCUGUCUCUCUCUAUUAGCUAAUUAGGAGCUUAUGGCUUCCACAAGGAAAGCAACGAGAAUGGUACAGCGACAGAGAAGAAUGCAAGCUCCGAAACCCAUAGCUCGGCCUCCGAUUGGAGACGGCGAUGGCGAUUCGGGUUCCUCCGAUUCCGAAUACGAUGACCUUUGCUGCGAGGAAUGUGGAUCUGGGGACUCUUCGGCGGAGCUUCUUCUCUGUGACAAGUGUGAUAGAGGUUAUCAUUUGUUUUGCCUCAGACCCAUUCUUGUUUCUGUCCCCAAAGAGUCUUGGUUUUGUCCCACCUGCUCUAAGCACAAGAAGCUCAAAGCUUUCCCUCUUGUCCAAACCAAAAUUGUUGAUUUUUUUCGGAUACGAAGGUCUACAGAUUCAACACAGAAACUAACUCAAGACAUAAGAAAGAGGCGAAAGCGCGCCAAUAGCUUGGUUGUGUCAAAGAAGAGAAGGAAAUUACUGCCAUUCAUUCCAACUGAGGAUACUACCAGGAGAUUGGAACAAAUGGCAUCCCUAGCAACAGCAUUGACAGCAACUCGCACAGAGUUUAGCAAUGAGCUCACUUACAAGCCAGGCAUGGCACCUAGGUCAGCCAAUUGUUCAGCUCUUGAGCGUGGAGGAAUGCAGGUACUAUCAAAAGAGGAUACUGAAACUUUAAAUUUGUGCAAGUCUAUGAUGGAGAGAGGAGAAUGGCCACCCCUCUUGGUUGUUUUUGAUCCUCACGAGGGUUUCACUGUUGAGGCUGACAGAUUUAUAAAGGAUCUGACAAUUAUAACAGAGUAUACUGGAGAUGUUGACUACUUAAAAAAUCGUGAAAAUGAUGAUGGGGAUAGCAUGAUGACACUGCUUUCUGCUGCUAAUCCUUCAAAAUGUCUUGUCAUUUGUCCUGAUAAGCGUGGUAAUAUUGCCCGCUUCAUUAAUGGCAUUAACAAUCACACACCGGAUGGGAAAAAGAAGCAGAACUUAAAAUGUGUAAGAUACAAUGUGAACGGUGAGUGUCGGGUUUUACUAAUUGCCAACAGAGAUAUACCAAAAGGAGAGAGAUUGUAUUAUGAUUACAAUGGAUUAGAGCAUGAAUACCCAACCGAGCACUUUGUCUAGGCCUUUUUUCCUUUUCUUUUCUUUUAUUUUAUUUUUACAGUUCUCAUACCCCCAGGAGAAGUCAACGAAAAGAAGUCGAUCAUUGUUAGCCAAGCUAAUUUAUAGACAUGAUUAUGUCUAACCCCAACUGUUAUUUAAUUGAUUCAACUUCCAAUUUUUGAAAGCAACA
Molecule: messenger RNA, 1313 nt
Organism: Ziziphus jujuba (common jujube)
Lineage: Eukaryota; Viridiplantae; Streptophyta; Magnoliopsida; Rosales; Rhamnaceae
Product: histone-lysine N-methyltransferase ATXR6
Exons: 6
Coding region: 65-1144 (359 amino acids)
Molecular function (GO): protein binding
Source: RefSeq, a predicted model, not a curated record